AUGGAAGGGGUACGUUUAAUAUCGGUGCAUAAAGUGAGGCAAAUCACCUGGCUGCUUCUUCUUGCAAACCUUCGGGACGAGGAAAGGCAACAACUCUCUAGUUUUACUCGCUUUUCUGCAUCGCUGAUCGGAAGCCCAUGCCAAUGGAGAAAUGUGAACAGAGCAAUACAAUGGGUUAUUAUAUUCCAGGGGAAAGAAAUCUCGCAACCACAGAAGCACCUCAGAAGACUUGUGGGCUCUUGUGAUUCCCAUCCUCAACAAUGCACAAUGGAUGGAGAUACGCUUACCUCAGGUAGUCAGGGUUAUCCCCGCAUUUAUCAAUCAUUUCAUGAAGCGUCUUGGCUCAUGAAGGGAGAUAUUUUUCACCCAGAUCUCAUCAUUCUCUAG
Messenger RNA from Paracoccidioides brasiliensis Pb18, 387 nucleotides. RefSeq lists its product as uncharacterized. The record is from RefSeq and is a predicted model, not a curated record. The transcript has 2 exons. The coding region runs from base 1 to 387 and encodes 128 amino acids.